This is a messenger RNA of Manduca sexta (tobacco hornworm), 3504 nucleotides long. RefSeq names its product metaxin-2. The transcript is spliced from 6 exons. Gene Ontology annotation, cellular component: SAM complex. The record is from RefSeq and is a predicted model, not a curated record. Lineage: Eukaryota; Metazoa; Arthropoda; Insecta; Lepidoptera; Sphingidae. Bases 92 to 1144 code for a protein of 350 amino acids. Gene Ontology annotation, biological process: mitochondrion organization.
AAAUGUCACAAUGAAAACUGAAGGCUUUUGUCAAAGUAUUUUAUAAGUAUAAAAGAAUUUUAAUUUUUAUUAGGCUAAAAUUAAAAUUAUAAUGAGUGUAUACAAUCUUUGGGAUAAAGAUGCAAAAGAACCAGUCCUCAAAACCUCUCUAUCAUCGGAAUGGAAUUUUAAAUCCCCAGUUGCUACACCGCGUUCUUCAUCACCUCCUAGUAGGGGCGGAGAAUCAAUUUUUAACAAAUACCUAGAUCUUGUAAGUUCUAAAUCAAAUAUUUCUACCGAAGCGAAACAGACGGAACCUAUGGAUCGACCUUUUGAUUUCUUCGACGAUGAAGAAUUUGCUUUCGGGAUCAAUCUGCUGAAUAACAACGUAGCAUGCGUUGGCCAUAAUAUUACAAAACUAAUUCAAAUGGCACAAGAGCCAUGGCCGGACAAUGUAAAGUUGUACCAACCAUACGAGGUGGAGCAGAUUUUGCUCCCCGACAAUGCCAGCUGUUUGGCUGUACAGGCAUUCUUAAAGAUGUGCAACCUCCCGUUCGAAGUGGAGAUGAGGUGGAACGCAGAAUUCAUGUCUCCCUCCGGGCGCGUGCCGUUCAUAAAGUGCGGCGCGUUCGUUGUCUCCGAGCUGGAGCCGAUCGUGCAGUUCGCGGCGAACAAGGGCGUCACGCUGUGCUCCCGUCUGUCCACCGAGGAGAAGGCCGAGAUGAGAGCGUACAUGAGUCUCAUCACCAAUGUUCUGGUUAAUGCUGAGUUGUACAUAUCGUGGCUAGACAACGACACAUUUAAUGCGGUGACGAAGGUCCGUAACUCCUCUGUGUAUCCAUGGCCUUUGGGAUGGCUGCAGACAAGGUCAAAGAGGAAUAAUGUAGCCAAGAGACUGAAAGCUUUACAUUGGCACGAUAAAACCUUGGAACAAGUUUUGGCUGAUGUGGAACAGUGCUGUAACUCGCUGAGUCAGCGGCUCGGAGACAAAGAUUAUUUCUUUAGCAGCUCGCCAACGGAAUUGGACGCGCUGGUGUUCGGCCACGUCUUCACAAUAAUUACGACCAGGUUGCCAUGUCGGAAACUGGCUGAGACUGUCAGGAGGCACGAGACUCUUGUUUCCCUCGCCAAGAGGAUCGACGAGCGAUACUUUAAGAGACCAUAGCGUGAGGUUUUCAAGGACAUAUCUGUAGCAUUCAGGAGUCCUUGAACCCUUCCCUUUCCCGUACGAUGUGUGAAUGUCGCUCCAUCCGAGUUAGAUGAAUAUGAAUGUCUAGUAGAGAAACCUGUCAGUUUUUCAUUUAUGAAAUGUAAAUAAUAUAUUCAAGUCUGACGGACGUUGAUACGAGUUACUUAGGUAUUUUUUUUAUUGCAAUGUCUUUUUUGACCUCAGUAAAAUGAUCCAAUGCUUGGUGGUAUAAAGACUCGUGUGAAUGUGCAUUGGGCUUGAAUACUAAAUUAUAAAUUGAACCUAUUUGGUCAUAAGCUGCCUUGUCCCACAUUUGCAAUGUAUUUUUAUACCAACAAUAGUAUUUUUUUACCAAUUCUGAAGUUGGACCUACUAACCUCCUUCCGAUGUUUACGCCGAUGCCUUAGUUCAGAUUUGAGACUAUGCCAAUUUCGAUACUUUUUUAAGUAAAUGAAUAUUUUAGCUUGCUCCUAGUGGAAAUGCUUUACUUAGAUGUCUGUGUCUUAGUAUUUUCUUCUAGAUUUUACUUGUAACCUAGUCCUCUUGAAAUAUACUUCCAUAACUCUUAAGUUUGCAAAUAUAAUGAAUGGAACAGCGCUCCGCUUGAUUAGGUGGUAAAAGCACUUUUUAUAUUCACGCCUAAUCAAAAUACUGUGAAAUUUCCUCUUCCAUUUUUUACCGCAAAAUAGAAAUAUUUCGUACGUUUAUAAAAAAAACUUUAUCCCGAUUUAGAGAGUAAGUGAAUGUGCUUGCAUUGAUUCCUACGAAUAAAUAUUUUCAUAAAGAAAUGUUAUGUAUGUAGAAGAAUAUUUUUAGCACUAGUAAGAUCAUUAGUACUUAUCGAUUUAAAUAGCGCAUUUGAUUUUUAUCACGAUUAUAAAAAGUAGAAUGUAGUAGUAAUUCUUUUAGUACUUAGUAAGUAUACAUACUAACAUUGGCGUAGCUCUAGAUUUCUUCUAGGGGAAAGGGGUUAACAAUAAGCUCCUCAGGCCUGAGGCCGCUGUAAUCUCAAGCCUUUGUCGAGAGUGCCCCCUUUUCCUCCCAGCUACGCCCAUGCCUACUAACUUAUCUAGAUGUUGUAGAGAUAUCAUUGAUGGCACAAAACUAUUAACAAAUUUUAAACAUAUUUUUUAGAUUUGGUGUAUGUAGAAGUGUUAAAAUGGGUUUGUAUACAAAACUCUAUGCACAGUGGGCUUUUGUAUGUGACCGAUUAUCACGAUAAUAGUGCAGUCCAACUUUACUGUGCAUAACGCCUUGCUUUGUGAGCCGAGAGUAUUUGCAGACCUAGUCUGUCUGAUCACUCAUUGACCAUCCAAGAACUCUUUAUGUUCUUAGCACCUAAGUACACCACAUUAAACGCGCUUCUAACGCAACGAUAACGCUCAGUAAACGCAAUUUACAGCCGCUUUCAAUAAACGAUCCCAAUCUCAAUCUUCAAUCCGAUUUCCAAGAAUGAACCAAUCAAAAUAAAACAUUUGUGAACAUGUCAAAAAAACUUUCUUGUGAUUGGUCUAUUUUCGAGAUAGAUAGAAAAAAGGAUUGAGAUCGUUUAUUGGAAAUGGCGGAUAGUGGAAAACUACUUAUAUUUAUGAGUUUACGCGGUGAAGUUUACAGAGCGUCUAUGAACUAUGAAUGCGCAUUAGCAGUUUGAUUAUAAAGCAUUGUGUGUUUAGGCCCUUAGUGUUAGAAAUAAUGUUAUUGCUCGAUAGCUUUACUUAUUGAGUAAUACAUUUAUAUGGAGCAUAUCUGGCUAUUAUAUUGUGCGUGACUAGUACGUAUACCUUUGAAGGCAAGAAAAAAACAGCAUAGAAAAGAGAUAUUUAUAUGGUAAUAGUUUAAGAUUUAUUUAAGGCGUGUGCCAUCACAAGUUUUCAAUGGAAUGAGAACGCUAUAAAUGGUUUCAAUGAACUUAAAAUAACCUGUCAUGUCCUAACACCGGGCCAGUCCUUUCGCUGAAUAUUUGGCCUUAUGCAAUAGUUUGUUUGGUAGUCACUACUUAGGUGGGUGUUGUUUCUUGUGGGUUUAUUAACUUGGGUUUGAGUCAAACAUCAAAUCAAUUUUCUAGUUAUAUUCUAAACCUAAAGUACAAUCAUUUUAAGUACCCAUCCUUCUGUAAAUCCUUAAAUAUUUUUCGUUUUAGAGAUUUUGCUGGUUGUAUUUAUCUUAAGAUAUUGUUAAUUGGGCAUAUUCAUUAUAAUCUACUGCAGGUAUCCAGAAUUUGUAUUGUGGAGCAUUUAAUAUACAAUCGUAUUAAACGUGCAUUUUGUUGAGUUUUAUAUUACAGCUAAGACAUUUUAUGUUAUGUAUAAUGUUAUUAUAUUAAAAAAACCUGUGUA